UUGAAUUGUUUGGAAAGAACAUGCAGCACUACGUAUGGUGUAAAAAGGACACCGCAUAUCAACAUGAAAACAUCAUCCCAACGGUGAAGUACGGUGGAGGAAGCAUCAUGAUUUGGGGCUGCUUCAGGGCCUGGACCGCUUGCCAUCAUUGAGGGAAAAAUUAAUUCCCAAGUUUAUCAAGAUAUUCUACAGGAUAAUGUCAGGGUGGCUGUGCGCCAGCUGAGGCUAAGUAGAAGUUGAGUGAUGCAGCAGGAAAAUGACCCUAAACAUAGAAGUAAAUCCACUACAGAAUGGCUUCAAAAAAACUUUUGGAGUGGCCCCGUCAGAGCCCAGACCUCAGCCCAAUAGAGAUGUUGUAGAAUGACCUCAAGAGAGCCGUUUACACCAGACAUCCUUAGAAUAUGGCUGAACUGAAGCAGUUCUGUAAGGAAGAAUGGUCCAAAAUUCCUUCUGAACAUUGUGCAGGUCUAAUCAGCAGCUACCAGAAAUGCUUGGUUGAGGUUAUUGCUGCCAAAGGAGGAUCGGCCAGUUAUUAAAUCCUAGGGUUCACUUACUUUUUUCACAUUUUAUGACCAAGUAAUGCAGAAAACCAGCUAAUUCUAAAGGGUUUACAUACUUUUUCUUGCCACUGUAUAUCAAUUCAGUGCAAGUCAAGGGGGUUCAACACUUCCAAGCUCCAAAAAGGACAUAAAGGUAGCCUAAUCCAUAUGACUCGAGUGGUUUAAUCCAUGUCUUCUAAAGUGAUACGAUUGUUUUUGGGUGAGAACAGACCAAAAUGUAUCUUCUUUUUCACUAUAAAUCAUGAUCAUGCUUGGUUAUGGGCAGAGUGUGUGACUUGCAUUGUAUGGAUAUAUUUACAUCAGAUCUCCAUUAAUAUAUCAUCGUUUGUGUUCUACAGAAGAAAGAAAGACAUAUGAGUUUUAACGUCAUAAGGGUGAGUAAAUAUUGAUAGAAUGUUUUUUUUUUUUUUUUUUGGUGAAUGUGGCAGCGGGGGCGUGGUCAAGCAUAUCUUCGGAGAGAGAGAAAGCGGUAAGGGCGCUUACACCUGAGCUAAAUUAUGUCUAACACCUGUCUCUAAUUUCAGUGAGCACGGGGAGAGCGGCAUAAAUAGAGCGACACAACACUUAGUCGAGAGAGAGACUGGAUACGACAGAGCCGAGCCAGAGCAAGGAUUUUCUAAUAGUGAGAGUUUAUUUGUGGAAGCAGUGUGUGUUAGUGUUUAGUUAGUGCAUAAAGGUAAACUGUAAAGUGGUGUCGAGGAAGAGGGGAAAUAAAGCCUCACCUGAAGAAGGAAAACUGCUUCUCGCGUCAUCUUUUACACUGGUGCUGAAACCCGGGAUUGAAGUUUGGGUCGAAGAUGGAUGGAGGUCGUCCCGUAGAGUCCUCCCAGUUGGCGGAGAUCCUCCAAGCCCUCGCCAGCCUACAUCAGAACCACCAACAAACGCUGCUUGAGCUCCGACAAGAUCAAGACCGCCGGUUUGUCGAGCUCAUGCAUGCUCAAGCCGAGGACCGGCAGGCGAUCCGGAGCCUCCUCAGCCAGGGGGCAUCCUCAGCUGCGACCCCGGACACACCCACGCCGUUACCCCCGCCAGCAUUACAGAAAAUGGGGGCAGCGGACGACCCCGAGGGCUUCCUGGAUUUGUUUGAGCGGACCGCCGAGAUCUGGGGCUGGCCGCUCGGCCAAUGGGCAGCCCGAUUGAUCCCACUAUUGUCCGGGGAAGCCCAGCUCACGGCUCAACAACUGCCAGCGUCGAGCCUCCUGGCCUACGGAGAUCUAAAAAAAGCCAUCUUGCAAUGGGUUGGUCGCACUCCGGAGGAAAGUUGUCAACUCUUCCGGAGCUUGAAGUUGGAAAGCUCCGACCGCCCGUUUGCCUCUGCCCAGCGGCUCCGUGACUCCUGCCGAAGAUGGCUGCUAGCGGGGGAUCGCGACGUCCAGGGAAUAUUCGACCAGGUGGUACUGGAACAGUUCACAGUUCGACUGCCAAAAGGGACGGCGGAGUGGGUCCAGUGCCACUGCCCGGCGUCGUUGGAAGAAGCUAUCCGACUUGCGGAGGACCACAUGGCGGCGAUCCCGAGGGUGGAAGAUCCCUCCUACGUUUUCUCUCCUCCCUCUGUUUCUUCCCCCUCCCCUCUCUCUCUCUCAUCUGCUCUCUCUCCAGGUCCUGUUCCUGCCCCACGCAGACGAGGAGGAACUCAGCCCCUGAGACCAGUUCCCCAGGUGUGGGAGGCGACACCUUCCCCUACUCCAAUGCCCCGCCGCUCUCCCCCUCGGGGGGGGGGCGCCCGCCGACGCAAGUGCGGGCGUAGCGCCUGGGCCGGCCUGCUGGAGGUGCAGAGACCCGAGCCACUUCCGAGAUCAGUGCCCUCUGAUGGAGCUGGGGACGGUGGUGCGGGUCUCUGACCUCCCACAGGCUGCCCCCGACCGGGCUGGAGCGUACCGGAUACCGUGAGCACAGGGACAGCGGCAUAAAUAGAGCGACACAACACUUAGUCGAGAGAGAGACUGGAUACAACAGAGCCGAGCCAGAGCAAGGAUUUUCUAAUAGUGAGAGUUUAUUUGUGGAAGCAGUGUGUGUUAGUGUUUA
Myxocyprinus asiaticus (Chinese sucker) is the source of this 2585-nucleotide messenger RNA. Its product is annotated as zinc finger protein with KRAB and SCAN domains 7-like. The record is from RefSeq and is a predicted model, not a curated record. The coding region runs from base 1358 to 2401 and encodes 347 amino acids. The transcript has 2 exons. NCBI's taxonomy places the organism in Eukaryota, Metazoa, Chordata, Actinopteri, Cypriniformes, Catostomidae.